CAGGACCCAGAGGCCGAGGACGACGAGCAGAUCGACGACGCCGACGUCGAGCAGGCAUUGGCGAGACCGCCGCCCGUCGACAGUGACUAUCUGCCUCUGCCGUGGAAGGGACGGCUGGGCUACGCCUGCCUCAACACGUACCUGCGCAACGCGAACCCCCCCGUCUUCAGUUCGAGGACCUGCCGCAUUGCCUCGAUCCUCGAGCAUCGCCAUCCCCUGAAGCAUCCGUCGCUGCCCGAGCAUCCUACUAAGAACCGCCCGGACCGCGACCAGCCGGCUGAUGUGGCCCGCGGGCAAGCGUACGUCGAGGCGCUGGGCCUGGCCAACGCCCGUGAUGUUGUGAAGAUGCUGCGCUGGAAUGAUCGCUAUGGGAUCAAGUUCAUGCGGUUGAGCAGUGAGAUGUUCCCCUUCGCAAGCCACGCCGAGUACGGCUAUAAGCUGGCCCCUUUCGCAGCCGAGACGCUGGCGGAGGUUGGCAAGGUGGUGGCGGAGCUGGGGCAUCGAGUUACUACCCAUCCGGGACAGUUCACCCAACUCGGCUCCCCCCGCCCCGCCGUCAUCGCCGCCUCGCUGCGCGACCUAGCCUACCACGACGAGCUCCUCUCCCUGCUGCAGCUCCCGCCGCAGGCCGACCGCGACGCCGUCAUGGUCCUGCACAUGGGCGGCGUCUUCGGCGACAAAGCCGCGACCCUCGCCCGCUUCCGCGCGCACUACACGUCGCUCCCACAAAGCAUCAAGAACCGCGUCGUGCUCGAGAACGACGACGUCAGCUGGCACGUGCACGACCUGCUGCCGGUCUGCGAGGAGCUCAACAUCCCGCUCGUGCUGGACUUCCACCACCACAACAUCCUGUUUGACGCGGCGCACGUGCGCGAGGGGACGCGCGACGUGGUGGCGCUGUUUCCGCGGAUUGCGGCGACGUGGGCGCGGAAAGGGGUGCGGCAGAAGAUGCAUUAUAGCGAGAGCGAGCCCGGGGCGGUGACGCGCAGGGAGCGGCGGAAGCAUGCGCCGCGGGUGCGGGGGCUGCCGCCGUGUGACAGGGCGAUGGAUUUGAUGGUUGAGGCGAAGGAUAAGGAGCAGGCGGUUUUCGAGCUCAUGAGGGUGUACAAGUUGCCCGGGUUCGAGAGGCUGGCGGGUGUGGUGCCGUUUAGGCGGGAUGAUGAGAAUAGGCCGGUGCUGAAGAGGGGGAUGGGGAGCAAGGGGGGGAAGGGGAGGGGUGAGGGGUUGGGAGAGAUGGAUGUGGAGACUGAGGGCCAUGAGGUUGUCAACGAGGUUGUGCCGGAGGAAGAGGUUAGUAUGGGCGGGCCGGACGGCCGCGUGUAUUGGCCGCCGGGGAUGGAGGAGUGGCUGCGGCCCAAGAAGCGCGUUAUCGUGAAAAAGGAGGACGGUGGGAAGGCGGCGCCGGCGAAGAAGGCGAAAGGGAAAGUGAAAGCCACAGAUAUCGUCAAAGCUGAGCAAGACGACGAGGUGGCUACACCUGCCAAACGCCCUGCUCCCAGGCACGCAGCGAGUGCAAGGAAGAAAGUCGCGCGAGAGGUCCCUACUCCAUCGACGUCUGAUGGCGAAGACGAGAUGGCUGAUUUCAGCACCCAUGAGACGGAGGCGGAGGUGGAGGUGAAGCGUGCGAAUGGCAUGAAGGCAAGGACGCCGGCGAGGAAGAGUAGGAGGGCGCUGAAGGUUAAUUAUGCUGAGGAUGAGUAG
Molecule: messenger RNA, 1701 nt
Organism: Mytilinidion resinicola
Lineage: Eukaryota; Fungi; Ascomycota; Dothideomycetes; Mytilinidiales; Mytilinidiaceae
Product: UV-endonuclease UvdE
Exons: 3
Biological process (GO): response to UV; nucleotide-excision repair; mitochondrial DNA repair
Cellular component (GO): mitochondrion; nucleus
Molecular function (GO): endonuclease activity
Source: RefSeq, a predicted model, not a curated record